Messenger RNA from Phyllopteryx taeniolatus (common seadragon), 3598 nucleotides. Its product is annotated as CAP-Gly domain-containing linker protein 4-like. The coding region runs from base 197 to 2266 and encodes 689 amino acids. The transcript has 15 exons. The record is from RefSeq and is a predicted model, not a curated record. Lineage: Eukaryota; Metazoa; Chordata; Actinopteri; Syngnathiformes; Syngnathidae. Gene Ontology annotation, biological process: cytoplasmic microtubule organization. Gene Ontology annotation, cellular component: microtubule plus-end; nucleus; cytoplasm. Gene Ontology annotation, molecular function: microtubule plus-end binding.
CUUUGAAAGAUGUUUAACACCGCAUGUUUUGUAUGUAGAACAGCGCGAGGGAUUGGCGUAGAGGUCUUUUUUGAACGAUUGGACCAAUAUCAAAGCUCGACGCUCAGACACCAAUUGAAAACGAGACGACAUUCUUAUCGCUUAUCUCGUUAUGUUUGGGUCGACUGGCUAAAAAUCGCCGAGCCCCGAGAGGGACAUGACAAAGGAUGUUUUAGAGCCUGUGGAGGAAGAUGCUACCCUGGACUGCCUCACUACAAUCUCUCCCCAUCAGCGGCCAGUCAUCCACCAGGUGGCAUCUGCACCGAUGCCUGACGAGUGUGAAUUCUCCUUCUUUGAUCCCAGCGAGCCGCAGUGCAGGGAGGUUAUGCAAGACCCCAGCACCACCAUACCGGAACUGUUUGCUGUCCUUAGGCAAUGGGUUCCACAGGUUCAGAAGAACAUUGAUCUGAUUGGCAAUGAGAUCCUUAACAGAGGUUGUGGCGUAAAUGAUCGCGAUGGUCUGACAGACAUGAGCCUUCUGCACUACUGCUGCAAGGCUGGUGCCCCGGGUAUUGGUGAUGCAGAUACAGCGGCUGGUUUCGCCCGCCACCUUCUUGCCCUGGGAGCUGAUCCUAACCUCCGCUCCCGCUGGACAAACAUGAGGGCUCUGCAUUACGCUGCAUACUUUGAUGUUCCCCACCUUAUUCGCGUUGUAUUGCAGGCCUCUCAGCCUGGAGACAUAGAUGCGACCUGUAGUGACUUUGACUUUGGCACCGCCCUGCACAUUGCCGCGUCUAACCUGUGUACAUCCGCUGUCUCGUGUCUCUUGGAGCUGGGAGCCAAUCCUGCUUUCAAAGACGAUAAAGGCCAGUACCCAGCUGAUGUUGUUCCUGAGCCCCUCGACAUGCCCAUAGAGAUGGCAGAUGCUGCCUCCCUGGCCAAAGAACUGCGGACCUUACUAGGAGAGGCUUUGCCACAGCCCAGCUCUCUGCCUUUAAGAUUGCAAGUCCAGACCCCUCCUGCUCUUUCCGAUAAAGCCAGGAUAAAGCUUGCCUCAAUAGGAAUCCAGCUCGGUGACCGGGUGGUGAUAGCUGGACAUAAGGUUGGAACCCUGCAAUUCUGUGGCAACACGGAGUUCUCUGGUGGUCUCUGGGCUGGAGUAGUGCUUGAGAAACCAGAGGGGAAGAAUGAUGGCUCUGUAGCAGGCGUCCAGUAUUUUACCUGCCAACGCAAACACGGAGUAUUUGCUCCUCUCUCCAAGAUAAGCAAACAUUUGGAAAGACGUAAAAGGACCAAUAAGGUGUCUACACCCGCACGCCCUCGUCGCAUUGACCUGUCCCUCAUUCCCCCCAAGACUAACACAGGGUUAGGCGAUCUCUCGCAAUCGCUCUCCUCUUCGACUUCCUCGCUAGAAUCACGUCAUGGACAACGCCCUCGCCCGCGUCCCCAUCCCAGGCAACGUCUUAUUACCAGGCAACAACGGGAACAUAUUUCUCAGAGUCCCUGUGGUACAGCAGGAUAUCGAAGCCAAACACCUUCAGCUAGUAGCUCUGUUUGUGGGGGCCCAGAGGUGCGCCUGGGGGAUAGGGUGCUGGUCGUUGGCCAGAGGACUGGCGUAGUCCAUUUCUUUGGGAAGACGAGCUUUGCUCCAGGCCACUGGUUGGGCAUCGCACUGGACACACCCAGUGGGAAGAAUGAUGGAUCAGUGGGGGCAGUGAGAUACUUUAACUGCCCCCCAAGACAUGGAGUCUUUGCUCCUCCAUCUCGUGUUCAACGGAUCCACGGAUCUGUUGAUUGCCUCUCAGAGCUCUCCUCGUCACAUCUCAAUCACCCAUCAAUCAGCGGGGUGAUUCGCCGCAGUUUCAGCACAUCAUCUGCCAUUGCUCCACCCAAGGAGACCAGCAGAAGAAACCCCGUGACCAGGAGUCGUUCCCACCCUCAUCGUCGCCGCUGGAGCACAUUGAGUGGAGGCAGCGGCAGCAGCAUUGCAAGGAGUCCCGCUGGCACCGUCUACAGUUCUGAUAAGCAGGUCCGCCUCCAUGAGGGUAUGCAGGUGCUGUUGAACAGCGCCAACGAAAUGGCCUCCAUCCGUUACAUGGGCACGACUGACUUUGCUCCGGGCCUUUGGCUGGGUCUGGAGCUCCGAAGCCCCAAGGGAAAGAACGAUGGUUCUGUACACGGCCACCGCUACUUCACCUGCCGCCCGGACCACGGUGCGCUCGUCCGUCCGAACCGUGUUACCUAUCGUGGCAUCAAUGGUUCCUGCUUGGUAGAUGAAAACAGUUGAGAAAUGGACCUUUCACAGAAGGUAUAAUAAAAAGUGGAAUCUCUCUAUUUUAAGCAAUUGUAUAGUCCAACAUUUUAAAAGCAUUUAUCAUCCGCACUGCUUUAUUUUGAAUUUUCUACCUAAAAGCAUUUGUUUGAUAGUUUACACCCAGCUAAUUGUUUAGGAGACAGAAUUAAUGCACUUUAUUCAAUUAGCUUUGAGUUCCCAUUAGAAUUUUUUCCAGCGGGAUUUAACUACUUCUAAUCUGAUUGCAGUCUCAGACAUUAAUUUCUUGAAUCAGAACGCAUGCGAGUAAAUAUCGCAGAUGUAACGGCCAAUCAAAUGUGGCAUGUGAGCUGUCACAACCAUAAGAUACAUUUCCAGUUUUAAGCGAGCGGCAACUGGUCACUGCCAUUGCCAACCAGUACCAAUAAAGUAUAAUACAGCAUGUAUAUUGUGUUUUAAAAGAAUACUUACCUAUUUUAUAACCUGUGGACAAAAUCGCGACACUUAGUCUCUUGUCAGCAAAUGCACACAAGCUUUCACAAGAAAAAAUAUUUUUCUGCGGGUAUGGAGCACCAUCCACCCGGCUGCUGCCAACUUGCCGGUGGUGCCAAUCUGUAAUAAUACAGCAUAAAUAUUGUGUUUUACAAUAAUAUUUGACUUUAUAUAUAAUUUCAUAUGUACAUCUGUAGACGAGAAAGCGAAGCGUGUCGAGUUUCUGUUGUGGUAAUGCAUAAGUCAAGUCAAUGCGAAGUUAAAGCAGCGCGAGAGGGCAAACGCAAUUAUCCUUAAGUUCUGAAGUUGAACUGGAUAGUAUCCCAUUUGAUUACAGUUAUCAGUCUAAAUUUACAGAGAGCAGGUCAUCCAUUGUGCAUGUGCAACCAAGCCACUUUUCUGUAAAAGACUUGCGCAGCAUUUAAUUAUGGUGUGUGGGCUACAAGAGUAGCUAAAAGAUCUUCAGCGAGGUUCUGUCGAUGGGCGUCCCCCUGCAAUUGAAAGAAACUGGUGGUUGGAGCCAAACGGUUCUCUGACUCAUCUGUUAAAGCAAGUGAUCAGAUUCCACCCUAAACGUAUAAUCGCUUCAAAUCCAAAAACGCAAGUACAGACCAUCCUUCUAUUAGAUGAAAAUGAAAGAAACCAUAUACAUUACAAUAUGGAAGAUGAAUUUGCUUGAGCAUUUCUUUGACUGUGCCCUCUAACCUAGACAUCUUUAUUCAAUCAUUAUUUCAGAUCCAUUUCGUAUAGUGAAAUUUGGAUGUAUGUUUGUAAGUCGAAUGCAUUCCAGUGAGGUUUGAUACUGUAUUUACAUAUUUACUAAAAUAGUAAAUGAAUAAAACAAUUCUAAUUUGA